Messenger RNA from Hemibagrus wyckioides, 1729 nucleotides. Its product is annotated as C-X-C chemokine receptor type 5. Gene Ontology annotation, cellular component: membrane. Gene Ontology annotation, biological process: G protein-coupled receptor signaling pathway; chemotaxis; immune response. Bases 83 to 1189 code for a protein of 368 amino acids. The transcript has 2 exons. Gene Ontology annotation, molecular function: chemokine receptor activity. Lineage: Eukaryota; Metazoa; Chordata; Actinopteri; Siluriformes; Bagridae. The record is from RefSeq and is a predicted model, not a curated record.
GGUCUGCUGGGUUUUAUUCUCGUUGUACAGGUUCCUAGUUUCACACAUAGAAAAUCAGAAACAAUAAAUAGUCUAGAAGAAGAUGAGUAUCAUAACAGAUCAUACAUUUAUUGAUCAGUUUGAUAAUUAUCAAGGUGAAGAUGAUGAAAAUAUCACAGGGAAUCUAACCUACGACCACUUCACCUGUGACACUGAAAAAGACCUCAUGCCCGUGUACAGUACGAUGUUCCAGCCACUAAUCUACAGCAUGGUGUUUCUGCUGGGCCUCUUAGGAAAUGGCCUCCUGCUGAUGGUCCUGCUGCAGCGUCGUGCUCACCUUCGCAUUACUGACAUCUACCUGCUGCAUCUGGCCCUGGCUGAUCUGCUCCUGCUCUUUACCUUACCUUUCGCAGUGUCUGAGGUGCUGACCGGUUGGGUCUUUGGAAACUUCAUGUGCAAGCUUGUAGGCCUGUUAAACCGCCUGAAUCUGGUUUGUGGGAGUCUUCUCCUUGCAGGCAUCGGAUUUGAUCGCUACCUCGCCAUUGUUCAUGUUGUCUCCAGCCUCCAGACCCGUCGACCCCAAACAGUUCAUCUCAUCUGUGCUUUGAUCUGGCUUUUUUGUCUUGCUUUUGCUAUGCCCAACAUAGUAUUUCUUGCUGUGGAACCCAGAAAGAAUGACCAUACAUGGCUACAGUGUCACUUCAACAAUCAUGGCAUCCAUGGGUACAACUGGUUACUUGUUAAUCGGUUGUUGACACACCUGUUGUGCUUCCUUCUGCCCUUAGUCAUCAUGUGCUACUGCUACACUGCUGUAGUGCUCACUCUGCACCACAGUCAACAGAGCCUGGAGAAGCAAGGAGCUAUUCGUUUGGCUAUGGUGGUAACCCUGGUUUUCUGCUUGUGCUGGCUACCUUAUAACAUAGCCCUUUUAGUGGACACCCUUGUGAGGCUAGGGCUUCUGUCACAGAAGACCUGUCAGGCUCGCAACGCACUGGCUCUGGGUUUGAUUGUGACUGAGAGUAUUGGUUUUAGUCACUGCUGCCUUAAUCCUAUCCUUUAUGCCUUUGUAGGCGUGCGUUUCCGGAAUGAACUUCUGAGAUUGCUCACAAAACAUUUCCCUGUCUGUGGGCCCAUGCUAUGUGCCAGAUGCUUUAGCAAGACAUCCGUCUCAGAUAUGACUACUACCACUUCCUCUAGCCAAUACAUAUGAGCCGAGAAACAGCGAAAAACCUUAUAUGCCUUAAAUAUGCAGUUAUUCAAGAGAUAUUUUUUUUUCUAAAUAAAAGCCGAGCUUAUUUUCAUUUUGACUCUCUGAACCAUGUCUGAUCAACUAUGGCCUAGGCAUUUAGCUAUGUAGUGAUGCUUUGUUGUUGUUGUUUUACAGAGCAGGCGUGUUUUUUCAGAAUAUCUGAGAUUUAACUUUUAUCAUUCUAUGUUUUACAAAGCAGGCGUGUUUUUUCAGAAUAUCUGAGAUUUAACUUUUUUCAUUCUAUGUUUUACAAAGCAGGCGUGUUUUUUCAGAAUAUCUGAGAUUCUACUUUUAUCAUUCUAUGUUUUACAGAGCAGGCGUGUUUUUUCAGAAUAUCUGAGAUUCUACUUUUAUCAUUCUAUGUUUUACAGAGCAGGCGUGUUUUUUCAGAAUAUCUGAGAUUUAACUUUUAUCAUUCUAUGUUUUACAAAGCAGGCGUGUUUUUUCAGAAUAUCUGAGAUUCUACUUUAACAUUCUAUGCCUACAUUUUAGCAUUUCACA